GUAUACAAAGCUCGGAUAUGCGGGUAAUACUGAACCCCAGUUCAUUAUCCCUUCAUGUAUUGCUAUCAAAGAGUCAGCAAAAGUGGUCGAUCAAGCACAAAGGAGGGUUUUGAAAGGUGUGGAUGAUUUAGACUUCUUCAUUGGGGACGAAGCAAUAGAAAAACCAACUUAUGCAACCAAGUGGCCUAUCCGCCAUGGUAUAGUUGAAGACUGGGACUUGAUGGAGAGGUUUAUGGAGCAAGUAAUCUUUAAAUAUUUAAGAGCAGAACCUGAGGACCAUUAUUUUCUUUUGACUGAGCCUCCAUUAAAUACUCCAGAAAAUAGAGAAUAUACUGCUGAAAUCAUGUUUGAAUCUUUCAACGUUCCAGGGCUAUAUAUUGCUGUUCAGGCUGUCCUUGCCUUAGCUGCAUCUUGGACGUCAAGACAAGUAGGAGAGCGAACACUGACUGGCACAGUUAUAGACAGUGGAGAUGGUGUCACUCAUGUUAUUCCUGUGGCUGAAGGAUAUGUGAUUGGCAGCUGUAUCAAACACAUUCCAAUUGCUGGGAGAGAUAUCACAUACUUCAUUCAGCAGUUGCUGAGGGAGAGAGAAGUAGGAAUUCCUCCUGAACAAUCCUUGGAAACAGCUAAAGCAGUGAAGGAGCGCUUUAGUUAUGUUUGCCCUGACUUAGUAAAAGAAUUUAACAAGUAUGACACAGAUGGUACAAAGUGGAUUAAACAAUAUACUGGAAUUAAUGCUAUCUCAAAGAAAGAAUUUACCAUUGAUGUUGGUUAUGAGAGAUUCCUGGGGCCAGAGAUUUUCUUCCAUCCUGAGUUUGCUAAUCCUGACUUUACACAACCAAUCUCAGAAGUAGUAGAUGAAGUUAUUCAGAAUUGUCCCAUUGAUGUUAGACGUCCUCUAUAUAAGAAUAUUGUCCUCUCUGGAGGCUCAACCAUGUUCAGGGACUUCGGUCGCCGUUUACAGCGAGACUUGAAAAGGACUGUUGAUGCCAGGCUGAAACUUAGUGAAGAACUUAGUGGUGGCAGACUGAAGCCGAAGCCCAUUGAUGUCCAAGUCAUUACACACCAUAUGCAGAGAUAUGCAGUCUGGUUUGGAGGAUCAAUGCUGGCUUCCACACCUGAAUUCUACCAAGUAUGCCAUACCAAAAAAGAUUAUGAAGAGAUUGGCCCUAGCAUCUGUCGUCACAACCCUGUGUUUGGAGUCAUGUCUUAAAGCUGACCCUGCAGGGGUCAGGGCUGGGGAAGUGGGGAGGAGGAAGAGUCUUUCUGAUUACUUGUUUGUCUGAUGGCUGGUAUUAAGAUAACAAACAUGACUUGACAAUAUGAAAAAGACCAAACACAAUUAAGCAGGAUCAUUUUAAUAAGUGUCUCAACAUGCGGAUGUAGUGGAAAGCCAAAAGGAUCACGUUUUUUCUUUAGAUUGAUUAUUUGAACCUGUGCGUAACAAAACAAAGAAAAAGUGGAUUUUAGUUCUUUCUGUGCCCUGAUAUUUUGUAUAUUAAUGAAUUAUCCAAGAUUUGAUGGGAUUUGAUGGUGUGUAGAUAGUCAGCUCUCUAAUGCUUCCAUUGUACCCCUUCAUGGGUGCAAUACAGGAGCUUGUUUAUAUUUCAUACUUUUUUAUACUUUGAGGAAAAAUAUGAAUAAAAGAAACUGUAAUAUUUGAGGAAAAAAAAUUUACCAGUGACCAACUUGAAAGUAAAUUUAAAAAAAAGAAAAAAAGUCAUGACUCAUGCAACUAGCUCUUGCAAAUCAUGACCAGUCUAAAUCCUGGGUUCCAUACAAUGCGAGUGCUUUUGGAACUAAGAAGCUACUAUCUUGGAUUAACCAAUGCCUGCUAGUGCUUUCUGAUUACUUGGUGCAUUUUCAUACUAUCUCUUGCUUUAAAAAAAAAAAAAAAAGUAAAGACAAGACUGUUGGACCAGUAUUGCAGUUCUGUAGUGUCAUUUCUAAUUAAACCAAAUAAUCAGGUUAUCAAAAUUUGGUGUAUUUAAAGCCUAACACCAUUCCAAUAAAGGCACAAAAUUUCUUUUUA
This is a messenger RNA of Parus major (Great Tit), 2032 nucleotides long. RefSeq names its product actin related protein 3 (gene ACTR3). Gene Ontology annotation, cellular component: Arp2/3 protein complex; actin cortical patch. Gene Ontology annotation, biological process: Arp2/3 complex-mediated actin nucleation. Bases 221 to 1213 code for a protein of 330 amino acids. Gene Ontology annotation, molecular function: actin filament binding. The record is from RefSeq and is a predicted model, not a curated record. NCBI's taxonomy places the organism in Eukaryota, Metazoa, Chordata, Aves, Passeriformes, Paridae. The transcript has 11 exons.